Messenger RNA from Aspergillus clavatus NRRL 1, 1422 nucleotides. Its product is annotated as aspartic protease family protein. Gene Ontology annotation, biological process: proteolysis. The record is from RefSeq and is a predicted model, not a curated record. NCBI's taxonomy places the organism in Eukaryota, Fungi, Ascomycota, Eurotiomycetes, Eurotiales, Aspergillaceae. Bases 1 to 1422 code for a protein of 473 amino acids. The transcript has 3 exons. Gene Ontology annotation, molecular function: aspartic-type endopeptidase activity.
AUGCGGGGCGCAUCAGCCGUGUGUUUGCUUUGUAUAGCCGCACCUUUGACCAGCGCGUUGUCGCUGGUCAAGAAGGAUGCGCCGGCGGUGUUGGAGUUAGGGAUUCAGCAUCAUCCGAACGCUGCGAGAUCAUACGCAAAAAGAGAUGACGGUUCUUUCCGGCUGCAGUCCAAUUUCAAUGUUCGCGAGAACUUUUUCCAUGCGAAUAUCUCUGUCGGAAGCCCGCCGCAGUGGAUGGAAGUCCACCUGCACGUUGGCACCGACCAGACCUGGUUCCAGGCCGCCAAUUCCACCUCAUGCCAGUGGUACAGGAAUCACAUGGACUGCGGCGGCCAAGGAGGAUACAACUCGAGCGCAUCGAAGACCGCGCAAUGGGUCGGCUCCGGGUUCAAGGAUAUCGACUACUCCGGCGAGGGCGCGGUGCUGACCGACGUGGUGGAUCUGGGCGCGGUGAAGCUGGAUGCGAUGGAGUUUGGGGUGGUCUACGAUGGCAUUACGGAGAGCACCCUCGGGCUCGGAUACGGACUCAACAACUCCACGUCCAUCUCGCUGCCUCAUGCGCUGGCCAACGCAGGCUUCAUCCAGUCGCCCGCCUUCAGCAUGUGGCUGGAACCCGGGACCUUGCCCAGGUUAUCCGCCUUGAACAACGGCAGUGUGCUGUUUGGCGGCGUCAACAAGGCCAAGUACAUUGAGCCCUUGUACACACUGCCCAUCGUGCAGCCCGCGGGCCUCCCCAAAGCGUUCCGGGUGGAAAUGACGGGCCUCUCCCUCUCGACGGAGAAAGGGACCACCACCGUCAACACCGAGCCCUUCCCCUUGGACGCCAAGCUGGAUACCCGGACCAGUGUCACCUGGGUUCCCGAGGCCGUCACGAAGCAGCUGUUCGCCCAGUUGAACGUCACGGGCGUCGCCGACGAAGGCCAGGUCAUGAUGCCGUGCGACUCGGACGCCAACGUCACCUUUUCGUUUGGCGGCGCCAGCUUCGACCUUCAGCUGUUCAUGUUCCUGUCGCAACAGAGCCCCAUCAACCUGGAAAUCUACAAUGGGAGCUGCUACCUUGGGAUUGUGCCCAACACGCGUCUACACAAGGACGAGGGGAGCGUCAUCCUCGGCACGAAUUUCUUGAAGUGGGUGUAUGCAGUGUAUGACAUGGGGAGUGACCGGGUGUCGCUGGCCAAGAGAAACUGGGCCCGGCCACUUCAUGACGAGAUCCUGGAGAUCACGCCCCAGGGGGGGAUUCCCGAUGCGACGGUGGUGAACAGCUUCGGUGGUGAUCAGGGAGAUGGAGCAAGCAAGGCAGACAACAAGACUUCGGCCUCAGACAAAGGAUCGGACAAAGACAAGUCGGGCUCAUCGCGCCUCGAGUUGGCCACUGGGCUCGGAUGGUGUCUGUUCAGCGCUUUGGCUUUUGCAUUUGUAUAA